Andrographis paniculata is the source of this 2058-nucleotide messenger RNA. RefSeq lists its product as uncharacterized. The transcript has 10 exons. NCBI's taxonomy places the organism in Eukaryota, Viridiplantae, Streptophyta, Magnoliopsida, Lamiales, Acanthaceae. The record is from RefSeq and is a predicted model, not a curated record. Gene Ontology annotation, molecular function: protein binding. The coding region runs from base 295 to 1638 and encodes 447 amino acids.
UCCUUUCCCAGUCUCGAAUUCCUUAGCUUUCAAGGGCUUGCUGAGCCUGAGCACCAUUCGAUAAGGAUUGCCAAAUUUAUGCGUGCCCACUCUCCCCCUUCUCUCUCUCUCCUCUUCUCUUCUCUUCUUGAAGCCCUAUCGUGAUUCAGCGAUCUGCUUACCAGAUUCUUGUUCCGUUUAUCCUUCAAUUAUUAUUUCAGUUUCGUAAUCGGAAUCGGGGGGGCGAAGCUUCGCAACCUUUUUCUGUCCCCACUCUCUUCCUUUCUUCGGCUGCGGAAAGGACUCUAUCCAUUAAUGAUGUCUCAUCAGCAAGCAAAUGAUGCUGAUUACAUGGAAGAGGAAUAUGAACUGGAAGCUACUGAUGAUGAUGUCAACGAGUUUGAUGGCAGAGAUGCUGGUGGCUCAGAUUCUGAAGAUAUGGAUGAAUAUGAUUACAUGAAUAACAGAUUGCAGGACACUACAGCCGCCCUAGCCAGGAAGGGCAGAGAUAUCCAGGGAAUUCCCUGGGAGAUGCUCAGCAUCUCAAGAGAGAAGUAUAGAAAGACUAGGCUAGAACAGUAUAAGAAUUAUGAAAAUAUUCCUCUAUCUGGUGAGGGAUCAGAAAAGGAAUGUCAAGUCACUGAGAAAGGAGGAUCAUUCUAUGAAUUCAGACAGAAUUCGAGAUCUGUGAAAUCAACUAUUCUACAUUUUCAGUUGCGAAAUUUGGUAUGGGCCUCAUCAAAGCAUGAUGUUUACCUUAUGUCGCAUUACUCUGUUAUGCAUUGGUCAUCAUUAACUUGCACAAAGACAGAAGUUCUCAAUGUAUCAGGACAUGUGGCACCUUGUGAGAAACACCCUGGAAGCUUGCUGGAAGGAUUCACACAGACUCAGGUCAGCACACUAGCAGUGAAAGAUAAGUUGCUUGUUGCAGGAGGAUUUCAAGGAGAGCUUAUCUGCAAGUAUUUAGAUAGACCAGGGGUAUCUUACUGCACAAGGACAACGUAUGAUGAUAAUGCCAUCACCAAUGCAGUUGAAAUAUACUCAUCUGGAAGUGGGGCAGUGCAUUUUAUAGCUUCGAACAAUGAUAGUGGAGUUAGAGACUUCGACAUGGAAAAAUUUCAGCAGUCCAACCAUUUUCGCUUCUCUUGGCCAGUUAACCACACUUCUCUAAGUCCUGAUGGUAAACUACUUGUAAUAGUUGGAGAUGAUCCAAAAGGUUUGUUGGUGGAUUCAAGAUGUGGAAAGACAAUUGGAACUCUGCAUGGUCAUUUGGACUACUCAUUUGCAUCAGCUUGGCACCCGGACGGCAUGACCUUUGCAACUGGGAACCAGGAUAAAACCUGCCGCAUCUGGGAUCUGAGGAAUCUCUCCAAGUCUCUGACAGCGUUGAAGGGAAACCUUGGAGCAAUUCGCUCCAUACGCUACACAUCGGAUGGAAAGUUCAUGUCUAUGGCGGAGCCUGCGGAUUUUGUCCAUGUUUUUGAUGUGGAAAGUGGUUAUCAAAAGGAGCAAGAAAUUGAUUUCUUUGGGGAGAUAUCAGGGAUCUCAUUUAGCCCAGAUGCAGAGUCUCUUUUCAUCGGAGUGUGGGAUCGUACAUAUGGCAGCCUUCUUGAGUUUGGGAGACGCAGGGAUUACUCAUACCUUGAUGCGAUUGUAUAAAUUCAUAGAGGGUGUGACAUAUUGCUGUGUGAGGGGGGUGGGUACAUGGUAUAUGCAAGCAAUGCUUCUGUUUGUUGCAGGAGAGCAUUUUGUGAUAUCAUGGUGAGUUUGUGAGUGGUGUUGUAUAGUGUGUGGGUAAUAUUAAGAAGCUUUCUUGGUCUCCUCCUAGUGUUUGGUAGUGAAGUCAUGUCCCGGUUUUAAUAAGGAAGAAGGAUACGUUCAAAUGGGAGUGGGCCUGUAGCGAGUGAGUGAGGUGUGUGUGUGUGUACAGCAAGGGUAGAUGAAGAUGAUCAAUCCAAUCCAGGUGGUGUGUGUGGCCCUGUACUGGCUGGCUCUGGCUCUUUUUCUUCUUCUUUUGUCUCUUUAAAACCAUUUGGACGUUUCUUGAGGUGAUGAUGAUGAUGAUGAUCAAUUCAUGUA